This is a messenger RNA of Naegleria fowleri, 543 nucleotides long. RefSeq lists its product as uncharacterized. The transcript has a single exon. Bases 1 to 543 code for a protein of 180 amino acids. NCBI's taxonomy places the organism in Eukaryota, Heterolobosea, Eutetramitea, Acrasida, Naegleriidae. The record is from RefSeq and is a predicted model, not a curated record.
AUGACUUCAAUGGAUGCAAAACUCGUCAAAGAGAAAUCAUCCUUCUCGGAUCAACCUCGUUCUUCUUCUCCCAAUCUCUCUCCAAAUCCAUCAUCUCCAAGUACUGAAUUAUGCUGCAUGGGACCAUCACAUUUGUUAUUUGGAGAUACACAAACCACAAAUGCUUAUGUUGCAUAUUUUCUGUGGUUUUCGAGCGUCUUGACUUGUUGUAUCAUAUUUCCUCCACUCGCCACUUAUUUCCUCAUCUAUCAACAUCCACGAAAGUAUGUCCGAGAUGGAAUGAAUGAGGCAAUGAGCAGCGGCUCUGCUGGUGUGGUCGAUCUGUCCAUUAAAAAGCAAGAAUCAGAAACUGCAACGCAACGAGUGAGAGGAGAAGUUGAGAAUGAAAAUGUUGAUACGAAUAGACUCAUGUGGGUAAUGUUGAGUGUCAUGCUGACAGUUUUGUGUUGGGUGCCGGGAAUUGUUUUCAAUGUGGUUUUAUGUUUUUGUUGUGUUGGACCAUUGCACACAGAGAAGGAUAGUCCACCGGAAGCUGAGGUUUAA